This is a messenger RNA of Procambarus clarkii (red swamp crayfish), 2688 nucleotides long. Lineage: Eukaryota; Metazoa; Arthropoda; Malacostraca; Decapoda; Cambaridae. The record is from RefSeq and is a predicted model, not a curated record.
AUGGCAUCAUUAGCUUCCCUAAAUGAAGAAGGAACGAUACAACAUAUAUUAAAGACGUGUAACUUGCUCACUUCUUCGAGCUGUACGACAACCCUCAAGAGCUGUACGACAACCCUAAGAGCUGUACGACAACCACAAGAGCUGUACGACAACCCUCAAGAGCUGUACGACAACCCUCAAGAGCUGUACGACAACCACAAGAGCUGUACGACAACCUCAAGAGCUGUACGACAACCCUCAAGAGCUGUACGACAACCACAAGAGCUGUACGACAACCACAAGAGCUGUACGACAACCACAAGAGCUGUACGACAACCACAAGAGCUGUACGACAACCUUCAAGAGCUGUACGACAACCCUCAAGAGCUGUACGACAACCCUAAGAGCUGUACGACAACCACAAGAGCUGUACGACAACCCUCAAGAGCUGUGCGACAACCCUCAAGAGCUGUUCGACAACCACAAGAGCUGUACGACAACCCUCAAGAGCUGUACGACAACCCUCAAGAGCUGUACGACAACCACAAGAGCUGUACGACAACCACAAGAGCUGUACGACAACCACAAGAGCUGUACGACAACCACAAGAGCUGUACGACAACCACAAGAGCUAUACGACAACCACAAGAACUGUACGACAACCUUCAAGAGCUGUACGACAACCCUCAAGAGCUGUACGACAACCCUAAGAGCUGUACGACAACCUCAAGAGCUGUACGACAACCCUCAAGAGCUGUACGACAACCACAAGAGCUGUACGACAACCCCAAGAGCUGUACGACAACCCUCAAGAGCUGUACGACAACCCUCAAGAGCUGUACGACAACCCUCAAGAGCUGUACGACAACCACAAGAGCUGUACGACAACCUUCAAGAGCUGUACGACAACCACAAGAGCUGUACGACAACCCCAAGAGCUGUACGACAACCACAAGAGCUGUACGACAACCACAAGAGCUGUACGACAACCCUCAAGAGCUGUACGACAACCACAAGAGCUGUACGACAACCACAAGAGCUGUACGACAACCACAAGAGCUGUACGACAACCCUCAUGAGCUGUACGACAACCACAAGAGCUGUACGACAACCCCAAGAGCUGUACGACAACCACAAGAGCUGUACGACAACCCACAAGAGCUGUACGACAACCACAAGAGCUGUACGACAACCACAAGAGCUCUGUACGACAACCCACAAGAGCUAUACAACCCUCAAGAGCUGUACGACAACCCCCAAGAGCUGUACGACAACCUACAAGAGCUGUACGACACUCCUCAAGAGCUGUACGACAACCCACAAGAGCUGUACGACAACCUACAAGAGCUGUACGACAACCCACAAGAGUUGUACGACAACCCUCAAGAGUUGUACGACAACCCACAAGAGCUGUACGACAACCUACAAGAGUUGUACGACAACCCACAAGAGUUGUACGACAACCCACAAGAGCUGUACGACAACCCACAAGAGCUGUACGACAACCACAAGAGCUGUACGACAACCACAAGAGCUCUGUACGACAACCCACAAGAGCUAUACAACCCUCAAGAGCUGUACGACAACCCCCAAGAGCUGUACGACAACCUACAAGAGCUGUACGACACUCCUCAAGAGCUGUACGACACUCCUCAAGAGCUGUACGACAACCCACAAGAGCUGUACGACAACCUACAAGAGCUGUACGACAACCCACAAGAGUUGUACGACAACCCUCAAGAGUUGUACGACAACCCACAAGAGCUGUACGACAACCUACAAGAGUUGUACGACAACCCACAAGAGUUGUACGACAACCCACAAGAGCUAGCUGUACGACAACCUCAAGAGCUGUACGACAACCCACAAGAGUUGUACGACAACCCACAAGAGUUGUACGACAACCCACAAGAGCUGUACGACAACCUACAAGAGCUGUACGACAACCCACAAGAGUUGUACGACAACCCACAAGAGCUGUACGACAACCCACAAGAGCUGUACGACAACCCACAAGAGCUGUACGACAACCUACAAGAGCUGUACGACAACCCUCAAGAGCUGUACGACAACCACAAGAGCUGUACGACAACCCCAAGAGCUGUACGACAACCCACAAGAGCUGUACGACAACCACAAGAGCUGUACGACAACCCACAAGAGCUGUACGACAACCCACAAGAGCUGUACGACAACCCACAAGAGCUGUACGACAACCUACAAGAGCUGUACGACAACCCUCAAGAGCUGUACGACAACCACAAGAGCUGUACGACAACCCACAAGAGCUGUACGACAACCACAAGAGCUGUACGACAACCCACAAGAGCUGUACGACAACCACAAGAGCUGUACGACAACCCACAAGAGCUGUACGACAACCUACAAGAGCUGUACGACAACCUACAAGAGCUGUACGACAACCUACAAGAGCUGUACGACACCCCUCAAGAGCUAGCUGUACGACAACCACAAGAGCUGUACGACAACCCACAAGAGCUGUACGACAACCUACAAGAGCUGUACGACAACCUACAAGAGCUGUACGACAACCUACAAGAGCUGUACGACACCCCUCAAGAGCUGUACGACAACCCACAAGAGCUGUACGACAACCCUCAAGAGCUGUACGACAACCACAAGAGCUUGCCAAAGGUAUCUGAUACUGUUGCUCAUGAGAUGCUGGUGUACGAGAUGAAGAAGCUGUGA